Rubroshorea leprosula is the source of this 2177-nucleotide messenger RNA. Lineage: Eukaryota; Viridiplantae; Streptophyta; Magnoliopsida; Malvales; Dipterocarpaceae. The record is from the annotation of a GenBank genome assembly.
CCCUUUUUUUUUUUUCAAAUUCUCUCUUCCUUCUCCGAGGAGGGAAUUGAAAUUAAAGGCCUCCCCACAGACGAAUAUCUAAACUUGAUUCCCUUCCCAGUUUUGGUUCAGAAAGUUGGAAUCUUUUUUGUGUUGCUUUUCCAAUAUUUGGACAGAGAGAGACAAUGGUGGGAUUGUUUUAAAGGAGUGGAUAUUCUCUUCUUGGCCUUAAUCAGAAUCCGUGUGAGAUCUGGAAUCUCCGAAUCAGGUUGAGUUUUGCCACCUCUGUUUCAAACCGACGACGGAAACUCAAGAAUUCAGUCGGCACAAGCAAAAGAAUCAAGCGUACAGGUAUCACGAUUUGUUGGUGUUUGUGUAAACGUAAGGGAAAUUGAAGACCGGGGAUUGCCGACAUACAUACAAGAGAAAGUCUUCAGGUUUUAGGGAAAUAAUGGAUUUCUGGCCGGAGUUCCUUGCGAGCAGCUCGGGGAAAGAAUUUGUGGGUGGAGGAUUCGGGGGCAUGGCUGGGAUAAUCUCUGGUUAUCCGCUUGACACACUCAGGAUUCGGCAACAGAGCUCAAAAUCAGGCUCCGCCCUGAGCAUGCUCCGCAGCGUGGUGGCUACUGAAGGGCCCUGUGCGCUUUACCGAGGCAUGGCGGCGCCAUUGGCAUCAGUCACCUUCCAGAAUGCUAUGGUUUUCCAGAUAUAUGCCAUUCUGUCGCGAGCAUUUGACUCUUCUGUUUCUGCCAAUGAUCCUCCAUCCUACCAAAGUGUUGCUUUAGCAGGAGUUGGCACUGGAGCCUUACAGAGCAUUCUGCUGUCCCCAGUUGAACUUGUUAAAAUCCGUCUUCAGUUGCAGAAUAGAGGUCCUACAACCCUUCAUCCUACUGCUUCUCAUAGAGGUCCUAUUAGUGUUGCGAAAAGCAUAUGGAGAACAGAAGGCUUGAGGGGAAUAUACCGGGGAUUUACCAUCACAGUCCUCAGAGAUGCACCAGCUCAUGGCUUCUACUUCUGGACGUAUGAAUAUGCUAGAGAGAAGCUCCACCCGGGUUGUAGAAAGAUGGGCGACGAGAGCCUUAGAACAAUGCUGGUGGCAGGAGGGUUAGGAGGGGUAGCUAGCUGGAUCAGCUGUUAUCCCCUGGAUGUUGUGAAAACCAGACUGCAAGCUCAGUCACUAUCUUCCCCACGGAAGUACAAUGGCAUUAUUGAUUGCCUCAAAAAAAGUGUGAAGCAGGAGGGGUCUGGUGUGCUCUGGCGAGGAUUAGGAACUGCUGUUGCUAGAGCUUUUGUGGUGAAUGGAGCUGUCUUUGCUGCUUAUGAGACUACAUUGAGGUGUUUGUUCAAUAAUGGAAGCAUCCAAACAGAAAACACAUUUUGAAAGAAACUGCAUUUUUAUUUUUUGAAUAAGUCACAUAUAUUAUGUGUAAUAACGUAUUCAUAAUUUAGCAGCAAAAAUAACGGGAACUCAUAAUGUCACAUUGUCGCUGGCAAGGUUACUUGAUGUGAUAAACAUUUGUUUUCCGGAGAGAAGCAAUUGAAUUGGAGACCCAUGUCGCAAGAUUUUCUUUUUCUCGAGUUUAUUUGCCACUUCAGCUUCUUUAAAGGUUCUAUGCCUCUUUCGCCUUCUUUAUUGCACUUUUCCCUGCGCCUUUUGCUGGACAAGAGACAACAAAUGCAGUCACAUGAAGUUGCUUGUUAUUUACUUAAAUGCACCACCGGCCAUGCAAGAUCUGAAGAAAGAUGCGAGUCCUGUGACAGUCGGCAGAUAUGGGUACUUGGAAUUCAGAGAAGGCGUAAUUGCAUUGUCAAGAGUCUCCAUGACCAUGCCUCUCACUGCAGAAUUGCACAUCAAGGGGCCUUUGCCUGUCUGUCCAUUAGCCUAAUCUCUGCCAUUAGAUGGUGUGGAUCCACCAUAUGGACCAGAGAAAAAGAUUUAAACAAGAAAAUUCAAUUUAACCCUCCAAGGCUGAAAGUCUGGAACUUUGUAUUAAACCAAACCCUCAAAUUCCCUUGUAUUAGGGAACCUAUACUUGCUUAUCCGUACACAACAGUAUGAAGGUGGGCGGAUUUGCUUGAAAUUAAGUUAAAUGUAUUCCAUUAUGUUCAGGCUGUACCUAACCUCAGAUCAGAUAACAAUUUGAAUUCCAGAUUAUGACUCACCUUUUUAUCAAUCUCAUCAAUAAACUUUGACAAUUCCA